Acanthochromis polyacanthus (spiny chromis) is the source of this 4519-nucleotide messenger RNA. It is a transcript of the gene brsk2a, whose product is annotated as BR serine/threonine kinase 2a. NCBI's taxonomy places the organism in Eukaryota, Metazoa, Chordata, Actinopteri, Pomacentridae. Gene Ontology annotation, molecular function: protein serine/threonine kinase activity; ATP binding; tau-protein kinase activity. Gene Ontology annotation, biological process: microtubule cytoskeleton organization; protein phosphorylation; intracellular signal transduction. Bases 270 to 2300 code for a protein of 676 amino acids. Gene Ontology annotation, cellular component: cytoplasm. The transcript has 20 exons. The record is from RefSeq and is a predicted model, not a curated record.
CGGCAGCGCAGCUUUCUCCGACAAUGAUAUUCAAGGCACUUGCGGCUCGUCUGCAGCGAUAGGAGAGAAAAGAGGAGAGAGAAAAGGAGAGCCUCACCUCCUCAAGCGGCGAGUGAGGCAGAGAGAGCGAAAGGAAAGAGAGACGGGAGAGACGCGGCUGUGGUGGAGUUUCUUUUUUUAAAACGUGCGGCUUGGACCUCCAGCGAAGGAGUGUUUAAUUGUCUGCGCUUUUAUCACAAAGUGUGUAAUUUCCCACAACAAGAUUCGACAUGUCAUCGUCCGGUAAAGACAACAGCGGUGCCCCACACGCCAAUUACGUGGGACCUUACCGUUUGGAGAAGACGCUGGGGAAAGGACAGACAGGGUUGGUCAAGCUAGGAGUCCACUGUGUAACAUGCCAGAAAGUCGCCAUAAAGAUCGUCAACCGUGAGAAACUCAGCGAGUCAGUACUAAUGAAGGUGGAGCGAGAAAUAGCUAUUCUGAAGCUCAUAGAACACCCACAUGUUUUAAAGCUACAUGACGUCUACGAAAAUAAAAAGUACUUGUACCUUGUGCUAGAACAUGUGUCUGGUGGUGAACUGUUUGACUACUUGGUGAAGAAAGGCAGGUUAACACCUAAAGAAGCCAGGAAAUUCUUCAGACAGAUCAUGUCUGCUCUGGACUUUUGCCACAGUCAUUCCAUAUGCCACAGGGAUCUAAAGCCAGAGAACCUGUUGCUAGAUGAAAAGAACAACAUCAGGAUAGCAGACUUUGGCAUGGCAUCACUUCAGGUUGGAGACAGUCUGUUGGAAACCAGCUGUGGAUCUCCACAUUACGCAUGUCCAGAGGUCAUCAGGGGAGAGAAGUAUGACGGGAGGAAAGCAGACGUCUGGAGCUGUGGGGUCAUUCUUUUUGCUCUCUUGGUGGGUGCCCUGCCGUUUGAUGACGACAACCUAAGGAAUCUUCUGGAGAAGGUGAAGUUGGGUGUGUUUCACAUGCCGCACUUUAUCCCUCCGGACUGUCAGAACCUACUCCGGGGCAUGAUUGAAGUGGACGCCUCGAAAAGACUAACGUUAGAACAGAUCCAGAAGCACACAUGGUACAUAGGGGGGAAAAACGAACCAGAGCCGGAGCAGCCUGUGCCCAGGAAGGUGACCAUCCGCAGCCUGCCCUCUGCAGACGACAUCGACCCAGACGUACUGGACAGCAUGCACUCCCUGGGCUGCUUCAGGGACAAAAACAAACUACUGAAAGACCUGCUCUCAGAUGAUGACAACCAAGAGAAGAUGAUCUACUUCCUGUUAUUGGACCGUAAAGAGAGGUACCCCAGUCAGGAGGACCAGAACCUUCCCCCUCGCAAUGAGAUUGAUCCGCCGAGGAAGCGGGUGGAUUCUCCCAUGUUGAACCGUCACGGCAAGAGGAGACCGGAGAGGAAGUCCAUGGAGGUCCUCAGCGUCACAGACGGAGGAUCUCCUGUACCGGCCAGGAGGGCUAUCGACAUGACGCAGCACGGACAAAGUAAAUCAGUAUACAGUAAAAGCUUGGAUAUUCCUGACGCCAGUACAAAAUGCAGCAAAGAAGAAAGGUCGCGGUCUAUCAGCGGAGCCUCCUCUGGCCUCUCCACCAGCCCCCUCAGCAGCCCACGGGUUACCCCUCACCCCUCCCCUCGAGGCAGCCCCCUCCCCACCCCAAAGGGCACUCCAGUGCACACUCCCAAGGACAGCCCAGCUGGGACGCCCACUCCGACGCCGCCCCCGAGUCCCUCCAUUGGAGGCAUGCCUUGGCGGACACGCCUCAACUCCAUCAAGAACAGCUUCCUGGGCUCACCACGCUUCCACCGCAGGAAACUCCAAGUUCCUACACAAGAAGAAAUGUCCAGCCUCACACCAGAGUCUUCCCCAGAACUUGCCAAAAAAUCCUGGUUUGGUAACUUCAUCAACCUGGAAAAAGAGGAGCAGAUCUUCAUUGUCAUCAAAGACAAGCCUCUCAGCUCCAUCAAGGCAGACAUCGUUCAAGCCUUUCUCUCGAUUCCCAGCCUGAGCCACAGUGUGAUCUCUCAGACCAGUUUCCGAGCAGAGUACAAAUCCACAGCCGGCCCCACAGUCUUCCAGAAGCCGGUGAAAUUUCAGGUGGAUAUCACCUACACGGAGAGCACAGCUGCCACGAAGGAGAAUGGCAUCUACUCUGUCACCUUCACCCUGCUCUCAGGACCCAGCCGGCGCUUUAAGCGAGUAGUGGAGACGAUUCAGAGCCAGUUGUUAAGCACACAUGACCAGCCUGGGGUCCAACAGCUGUCCGGAAUUAUCCAGAAAACCUAUUAAAGACCCCCUCCUGCUCCAUCCGUCCUCCCUCGAACACCCCUCCGCCCCCCCCUCGAGCGUGCCAAAAGAGACGGACAUUUGUUGACGGAGGACUGCUUUUAGAGGUGCGCCGGGGGGAGGGAGGUUACCAUGGAAACAGAUCCUUCAUGCAGACUUCUACCUUCAUCUUCCUCUGCGCCCCUACUCCACCUCUGGCAGCCGUCAGUAGAAGUAGACGAAAAUCUUUUAGCGUUCCCCCCGUCUUAGAAACACACACGUGGGCACAACUCAUCCACACACAUCCCAACAAUCCAAGACAUCGCACACUACCCUCAACUGCCAGCCCCUCCCUUUGUUUCUUCUCCUUUGAGUUCAAGGAGCAUUUAAUAAUUGGAAAACAAGCAUUUGUCAAAAGACACUACACACAAAAAGAAAAAAAAACAUACAUGCAUACAUGCACAGGUCCAGUAUGCACAGAAAACUCUGGGAUGUAUUAUCAAUGAUGAACAAAAUAAAAAAAAAAAAAAGAAGACAUGAGGAGGAGAGAAGGGAGAGGAGUUUUGUGGAAAGCCCAAACAGCCGACACGGACGCUUGCUGGAUUGUAUUUGUUUGCUUUUUAAUGUACUUUCUUUGUGAAGAACUGGGUUUGAAAUACUGACUUUAUUAGACUUAAUACUAUUGCUGCAAAACGGACUGGAAUUGUGAUUUCAGAGAGGAGCUGGGUGUGCGAAGACCAGGGCAGGGGGGCAGUGGGGAAGAUGAAAUGAUAGUAUAGGGUUGGGGGGAGGGACGCGGGGGGUAUGUGGGUAUUUAAAAAUGAAUGAUCUAUUCUGUUGUACAGACUGAUAUCAUUUCUUAUGUAAAAAAAAAAUGAAAUGUCUAGUUGUGACACGAUGUUUAGAUACCAUAGGAACAGGUUGGUAAACCUGCGCCUGCCACAUUCUGUUCUUUUAAAUUCUUCUGUGUAUUUUUGUUACAUGAUCAUUUAUGUCUUUGUUUAAUUGACCUAAUAAUGAUCCAAACAUUCCUGUUCCCUGUUAUCUGCAGCACUUUGUCUUUGAUUUUCCAUUCAUACCUCUCUCUUCUAGUCUCACUUACCAGCAGUAGGAGUAGAGGAACAAAAAAAAAAUUACCGUGAUAAAUGCAAUUGUGGAUAUUUUUGUAUUGUUGUCCUUAUUUAUUCAUGUUUGUUCAUCUCACUGUUUGAUUUCCUAAUUUAUUAUAACUUGGCUAUUUAUAUGAACAAAGCUGUUAGGUCAGUUGAAUGUUAUUUAUUACCCUCUUGUGUGUUCGUAAAUGGGACAACAUUUGAAGAAAAAAAUGACCUUUUUUUCUUUUGCUUUGCUCUGACUUUAAACAGAAUUAUGUGAACUUUGACAAGUCACAAAUUCUCUUUUCCCUGAAAUCUCUAAUGAGGGAAAGAGAACUUGUGUGAACUUGGAAAAAAAUGAUUUACCAGUAAUUUAAGAAUGUAGACUUAGCCUCUUUUGGGAGAGGAAAUAUGCUCUUCUAUUGAUAUUUGUCAGUUUCAUAUUAUUGUGCGUGUAGGCCAGGCCUGACGAGAAGGACACCACAGAUUCCAAUCUGCUUCUUCUCUUUGUAAAUAGACAGACAAACCGUGGGGGUUGAUUGUCUUCUCAACCAUGCUGGGGAUUCCUGCUCUAUGCUUUUAGCUUGUAUUGCUGUGUGCAUGUCAAACAUGAGCUUUUCUUUGCAUGGCUUUAGUGUUAUUGUUCCAUGCCAAACUCACUCCUUCUCUCAGCCUUCAUUGAUUCUCUCUCCACAAAACUACCUUUUAAAGUUUAAGCUCCCCCUCUGUCCCUUAUUUUUCACCCUCUCUGCUUUUAUUUCUGGCCUUCUUUUUUUUAUUAUUAUUGUCCCCUCGGCCCUUUUCCUUUCUCCUCCUCCUCUUUAUCUUGUGCACAAAGUUUUUGAACGAUGCUUCCUUUACUCUGUACCCCUCUCUGGAAGACUCAGAGGUCUGGGUUCUGUCUACCUGUUGGUAGAGGAGACGCAGGGAGGGGAUACCAGUACUACAAACACAAAGCAAUACCCUGAUUUUCACCCUCCUUUUUGUUUUCUACAACGGGAAGCUAGCAGCACUAAGGACAUCCAAUGAUUCUGAGGCCCAGAGGGGUCUUUUGACAGAGCAGGAACAAAACUGACUGAUGUAAUCCCCAUACAACAUAACUGUGAGCAUCUUCAGUGCUGAAACAAAUAAACUCAUUCAGUUAUGGUG